ACCAAAAUCAACAAACAAUAACAAAAUUCACCCUAAAAACAUUUACAACAUCAAUUACUACUGUGUUCCCAGGUUAUUCAACCGUUGUCACCGACACACAAGCUGAUGGUAGUGUAGCUUCAUAUACCACUUACGUCCCACCAAGCACUGUUGUUUUAUUACAAGUAGUUACAGGUGCCGUAGCGGAUGAUGCAACUGAUGCUUUAGGAAUAAGUGGAUCUAAUACCUUAAGAAAUAGUGGUUUGUGUGGUAUUACUUUAAGUUUAAUAGCA
This is a messenger RNA of Racocetra fulgida, 272 nucleotides long. The record is from the annotation of a GenBank genome assembly. NCBI's taxonomy places the organism in Eukaryota, Fungi, Glomeromycota, Glomeromycetes, Diversisporales, Gigasporaceae.